Candida dubliniensis CD36 is the source of this 984-nucleotide messenger RNA. RefSeq lists its product as uncharacterized. The record is from RefSeq and is a predicted model, not a curated record. The transcript has a single exon. Gene Ontology annotation, molecular function: phosphatase activity. NCBI's taxonomy places the organism in Eukaryota, Fungi, Ascomycota, Pichiomycetes, Serinales, Debaryomycetaceae. Bases 1 to 984 code for a protein of 327 amino acids. Gene Ontology annotation, cellular component: cytoplasm.
AUGGUUCAAACGAAUUCAGCUAUGUUAAUUUCCUUCUUGAUUGCUACUGUUUUGGCAUUCCCACAAGUCAUUCUUGCCUCAUCAUCAUAUGAACUCCCAAAAUUCACUUCUUCGUCCAAAUAUUUUGGUCAAUCUGAUCCAGAUAUCGAUGUAUCCAAAGUAAACGUCAGUCAUAAUUUUGGUUUGAUAGACAAGUAUUCUUGGAAAAAUGUUAUUGAUAGUUUAUCAGAUAAUGAGAAAUUGUUCUAUAUUCAACGACAUGGUGAAGGAUGGCAUAAUAUUGCUCCGCAAAAUUUUUCUACUGUUGAUUGGGAUUGCUAUUGGCAAUUACAACCAGGUCGCGAUGGAGUCGUUUGGGAGGAUGCUGAAUUAACUCCAAAUGGUGUACAACAAAUUAAAAACUUAUCCCACCAGAUCCAAACCACUAAAGAUUUACCUUGGCCAGAAAAAUAUUUUACUAGUCCCUUAAGAAGAACUUUACAAACUUGGGAACUCACUUGGAAAGAUUUGAAACAUGAGACUCCUCUUAUCAAAGAGUUGGCUAGAGAAACUUAUGGUAUUCAAACAGAAAGUAAACGUCACAAUAAAACUUACAUUCAUGCCAAUUGGCCAAUUUUCGAAUUUGAAAAUGGGUUCACUGAGGAUGAUGAAUUAUGGAAACCUAAUAAACGUGAAACCGGUCAACAUCGUAAAUAUAGAGCAGCUGCGUUAUUAACUGAAAUCUUCAAGGAAACUUCAACUGAUGAUAAGGUGAUUAGUUUGGUGUCUCAUUCAGGAUUAAUUGGUUCUAUCUUGGAGGUUGUUGGUCAUCGUGAUUAUCCUAUUGCUACAGGCAGUUUAAUCCCUGUGAUUAUUCAUAAAAAGAAAAAGAAGACUACAACAUAUGAUUUAGAUAAACCAGAUAAAACUUAUGCUGAUGUUUGUCCUAAUCCACCAGCCCUGAUUUCAGGUGCUCCUAGUCAUUACAGUACUAUUGCUGAGUAA